Messenger RNA from Biomphalaria glabrata, 2829 nucleotides. Its product is annotated as mitochondrial fission regulator 2-like. Gene Ontology annotation, cellular component: mitochondrion. The transcript has 9 exons. The coding region runs from base 209 to 1447 and encodes 412 amino acids. Gene Ontology annotation, biological process: mitochondrial fission; aerobic respiration. NCBI's taxonomy places the organism in Eukaryota, Metazoa, Mollusca, Gastropoda, Planorbidae. The record is from RefSeq and is a predicted model, not a curated record.
UCUGGCAUGCAACUUUUCUUCUAUUCUUUGGCAAAGAGGGUCAGGAUUCGAUUCGCGAUUCAUGUGAUUGUGAUCCGAGGGAAUUUCAAAAUAAAUAUGGCUGUAUCCAGUGUAUGAUCACUCAUGAUCACUGUAAGACUGUAUCCUAACUCAGCAUUCUAGAUGUGAUACAUCAGAUGGCAAUGAAAGUGUUUGAACAUUGUCAAGAAUGACUGACGUUAUAGAAGAUUUGGAGAUACUGCUUGCUAGAGCUAUAAAUUGCCUUGGCUGGAUCCUCAAUGAAAUACAUCAGCGGAUACUCCAAAAUCAACAUCGACCUUUAAACCGAAGGACUUUGGUCAGAUGGAUAUCUGUCUUUAUGCCAAAGCCAAGGGAUCCAAGACUGAAAUUACUGUCUGAUCUGCAACCUGACCGGCUGGACAGAUGGGCAAGCUGUGGUAGUCUGCUUUCAGUGGAAUCAUUUGUCAGUUUAAAUGAGGUCAUUCAAGAAAAUCUGGGCAACAAUUUUGUUAGAUUCAGGAGAGGUCAAGACAAUGAAGAUUCUGACAGUUUUGAGGAGCCACAGUUUGUACGCUACAGCCAAGAUCGCCUGACGUCCACACCAAACAUGAAUGCAUCAUCAUGCUCGAGUCAGAUGACCAACGAUUUGACUGCCAACUUGAAACUAGCUGAAAUGGAAGACGAGCUUGCAGUUCUUCGUAAACAAAUAGCAAUGUUGGUGAUGGCUCAAGAGUUAACACCUGUAAGCCAGACGCAAACAGAUGAAGCUAGACCAGCAGUGAGUUACACUGAACAAGCUGUGGGCACUGAGCUGCCUCACUCCACUGACACAUCACUGGAAGACUCGGGCUGUGAGAGUGAGAAUCUACCCAAGUCAGCUUGGCAGCGCAGCACUACCAACAUUGUGGCGUACCACCCAGGGAAUCAAAGUUACAAUGCCAACACCCAGGCCAGCAGAGAUGAUUUGGCCGGCUGCUUUUCUCAUUGCAGUGUGGCGCCACCACCUCCCCCACCACCCUUGCCACCAAAGCCUUCAAAUAUUUCAUCGCUUACAUCUGUCAAGUCACAGAGUAAGACUACAGUCAAUACCUGCCAUCAGUUCAAAGGUGACAGCCAAAGUGUACACAGACCUAACGUAAUGGCCCAUGUGUUAAAGGAUUUAAGUAAUGUCAAGCUGAAAGCUGUACAGAGGUCACCAGGGGGUACCCCCAUGAGAAGGAAACCUCUCUCUGUUCCUUCUGAUCCUGCUUCAAUCAUUGCUCAAGCACUGAAGAAGAAAUUUGCCAGUCACAAAGGCUACAGCUCUGACUCUGAUCUGGAAAAUGAUAGCCAUUCUUUUAGACAAGAUCAGAACAGUUUGACAGGAGAGUCCAAGAGACGGUUGAGUAUUGACAACACAUCAGACGGCUGGAGCCCUGCAACAUCGCCACUAAAACUGUACAGAUAACAAAGAAUGAUACAAAGUCAUUGAAGGAGAAACUGUAACGCUGGCUAGGCUUCAUAUGAAAUUGAUUGGAUUUCGUCCCGCUGUCCAAAAAAGAUUGAUUUGUGUGAAUCAAUUGACUUUACUCUGCAUGUUUUCUUAGAUUCAUUUGUUGUAAGAGGAUUAUUUUGCCUCACAUUGCAUAUGUCUGUGCCUUGGAGACUCCAGCAUAAUUGAUCAAAGCUGUAUUUCACAAUAGAAAUAAUUCUUGUUGACUAAAACAACUUGUUUGAAGAUCUCAGCCCUAGUUUGUUGAGUAAACAUCAUACUUGUUUAAUUAGAGCCCUUGUUUUUUUUUUUUUUUAAAUUUUGAUUUGUCUACAUUGUAUUUUGUGAUUUAUUUUUUUUUAAAGAGGUUCUGGUUUGAUAUAACUAUUGAAAUUAAUUAAUUACCUUCCCUUGUUUCUGGAGGUUUCAGUUAUGUUUCCUUAACCAAAUAUAAAAGUUCUUUUCUUUUCUAGAGGUUUGCACAUCUUUAUGAAAUGUGAUUUUAUAGUUAAUGAUGAUCUGUUUUAAAGAAUACUCAAGAGGCUGAGUAUUAUUUGAUUAACUUUGUUUUGACAUUCUUAGCAUAAACUAUUUUAACUGCAAAGUGUCAAGAAUAGUACAUUUCUUAUUAUACAAGUAAUAAAGUGUACUAGAUCAAUCAGUGAUUGUCACAGCUUAAAAAUGUGUUACCUGUUCUGCAUAACCAAUGUAGCCUUACUUAAUUCAAAAACCUAGCCAUUCACCCAUUCAUGUGGUCAAACUCUUCUGUCAUCUAAAAAAUAUUCUGAAUUUCUAUUCCAUGGUUUCCCAUUACUAUACCUGAUGACAUUUAGGGGCGGGGGGGGGGGGGGGGGGGGGGGGAGAGUUGUGAAAAGCUAUACAACAUUUUUUUUAAAAAACUUCUUUAAUCAUUCAAUAAUCAUUCCAUUUGACAUCAGUAGCAUCCAGUCAGAUUGUUAUUUAAAAAUUUUAGGUCAUCGAGUGUACAUCUACUUGCAUUGUUUGAUCCAUGUUAGGAGAAAAGAGUCUAGAAUGUAGGAUGUCAUGAAAUGGUGCUCACAUUUUUAAGUCCUGAACGAGUCCACAUUGUCUGCCAGCCUGCACUGCCAGACACAAAGUCAACUGCUGUUGAUUCCUAACAUGUCAGGACAGUAGACACACACUCUAGAGUUAUACAAGCACCGACAGUUUUCAUCUCUUGUCAUUGCUGACAACAUUUUUCAUGUUACUCUCAGCAUUUAUUUCUUUGUUUUUGUUGUCCACAGAGAAAUAAGCUCUGAUAAGACUAAAUGAAUUGUACAUUACCAGUAGGACCCAAUAAGCAUUAUGCAAAUAAAAACUCUUGAUUCGCUAAUUAA